Diceros bicornis minor is the source of this 1737-nucleotide messenger RNA. RefSeq names its product carcinoembryonic antigen-related cell adhesion molecule 6-like. Gene Ontology annotation, biological process: regulation of immune system process; signal transduction. Lineage: Eukaryota; Metazoa; Chordata; Mammalia; Perissodactyla; Rhinocerotidae. Gene Ontology annotation, cellular component: plasma membrane; cell surface. Gene Ontology annotation, molecular function: protein tyrosine kinase binding. The record is from RefSeq and is a predicted model, not a curated record. Bases 102 to 1733 code for a protein of 543 amino acids. The transcript has 7 exons.
AAGGACAGCAGAGCUGAAGCACCUGCACAGCGGCAGUUGUGAGCACUUCUGGAGCCCAGGCUCUUCUCACAGAGGGAGGGACAGAGCAGGCAGCAGACACCAUGGAGCCCUCCUCAGCCCCUGCCCACAGAGGGCACAGCCCCUGGCAGGGGCUUUUGCUGGCAGUCUCACUCCUAACCUUCAGGAACCCGCCCAGCACUGCCCAACUCACUAUUGAAUCAGUGCCGUCCAAUGCUGCUGAAAGGAAGGACGUUCUUCUCCUUGUCUCCAGUCUGCCUGGGAAUCUUUUCGGCUUCGGCUGGUACAAAGGGGAAGGAGUAGAUUCAAAGCAACAAAUUGCGUCAUAUUUGAUAAACACACAAUUAACUACCCAAGGGCCUGCAUACAGUAGUCGGGAGAUAAUAUAUUCCAAUGGAUCCCUGCUGUUCCAGAACGUCACCCAGGAGGACACAGGAUUCUACACCCUACAAAUCAUAAAGACAACUUUGCUAACUGAAGAAGGAACUGGACAGCUCCGCGUAUACCCGGAGUUAACCAAACCCAACAUCACAUGCAACAACCCCAGCCCCGUGGAGCAUGAGGACCGUGUAGUGUUAACAUGUGAACCUGAGACUCAGGACACGACCUACCUGUGGUUGAUCAACAAUCAGAGCCUCCUGGACAGCACCUGGCUGGAGCUGUCCCCGGACAACAGGACUCUCACUUUAUUCCGUGUCACAAGGAAUGACACAGGACCCUAUGAGUGUGAAACCCGCAACCCAGUGAGUGCCCGUCGCAGUGAUCCAUUCUACCUCAAUGUUCUCUAUGGCCCGGAUGCCCCCACCAUUUCCCCCUCACACUCCUAUUACCGUGCAGGGGCAAACCUUAGCCUCUCCUGCCACGCAGCCUCUAAGCCGCCUGCACAGUAUUCCUGGCUUAUUAAUGGGAGGCCCCAGCAAUCCACACAGGAGCUCUUCAUCCCCAACAUCACUUCGAGUGAUAGUGGAUCCUAUACCUGCCUCGCCCAUAACUCUGUCACUGGCCUCAAUAGGACGACAGUCAAGACUAUCACAGUCUCCGAGCCUGUGGCACAGCCCUCCAUCCAAGCCAGCAAGACCACAGUCACAGAACAUGAGGACACUGUGGUCCUGACCUGCCUCACAAAUGACACUGGGAUCUCCAUCCUGUGGUUCUUCAAUAACCAGAUUCUGCACAUCACAGAGAGGAUGAAGCUGUCCCAGGACAAUAGCACCCUCACCAUAGACUCCGUCAGGAUGGAGGAUGCCGGGAAUUAUCAGUGUGAGGUCUCCAACCCGGUCAGUUCCAGCAAAAGUGACCUCCUCAGGCUGUAUGUGAAAUACUCAGUGGCACAGCCCUCCAUCCAAGCCAGCAACACCACAGUCACAGAAAAUAAGGACGCUGUGGUCCUGACCUGCCUCACAAAUGACACUGGGAUCUCCAUCCAGUGGUUCUUCAAUAACCAGAGUCUACGGCUCACAGAGAGGAUGAAGCUGUCCCAGGACAACAGCACCCUCACCAUAGACCCCGUCAGAAGAGAGGAUGCCGGGGAUUAUCAGUGUGAGGUCUCCAACCCUGUCAGUUCCAGCAGAAGUGACCUUCUCAGGCUGGAUGUGAAAUAUGAUCCAACACCACCAAAUUCUGCUGGCCUCUCCGCUGGGGCUAUUGACAGCAUUAUGGUUGGAGUCCUGGCUGGGGCAGCUCUGAUAGCUCCGGUGUCCUUUCUGUACAUCUGAAAGA